AUGGAGAAGUCGGUGCCCACCAUGAGCUAUCAAGCUUGGCGAAGAGAUCCUGAGACUGGGCCUCCCCAAUACCGGAGUAGGACUGUUUUUGAGGACGCGACACCUGAAAUGGUGAGGGACUUCUUCUGGGAUGAUGAGUCCCGGUUGAAGUGGGACGAUAUGCUUGUUAAAGCUUCGAUUUUGGAGGAGUGCCCUACUACUGGAACCAUGGUGGUGCAAUGGGUCCGUAAGUUUCCAUUCUUCUGUAGUGACAGAGAAUAUAUCAUAGGCCGACGGAUUUGGGAAUCAGGACGAUCGUACUAUUGUGUUACAAAGGAGUGCCUUGCUCCUCUGUUCCUAGGCAAAAUAAACCAAGACGUGUGGACCUAUACUACUCAAGUUGGUGCAUCCGUGCAGAGCUUGCGAUUGAUGGAAGUUGUGUGCUUUGGGGCAUUUUUUACAGUUGAAUCUAGAAGAGGCGAUGGCCAGCUAACUGCCUGUGAAGUGUUGCUGUUUCAUCACGAGGAUAUGGGCAUACCUUGGGAAAUUGCGAAGCUUGGAGUACGCCAAGGCAUGUGGGGAGCUGUGAAGAAGAUCGAUCCUGGUCUACGCAAGUAUCAGAAGGAACGAGCCUUGAGGCCCGGUCACGUUUGUGCUUUCCUGGCACAGAUCAAUACUAAAGUCAGCCCGACUACCUCAAGUCUCUAG
Molecule: messenger RNA, 687 nt
Organism: Eucalyptus grandis
Lineage: Eukaryota; Viridiplantae; Streptophyta; Magnoliopsida; Myrtales; Myrtaceae
Exons: 5
Coding region: 1-687 (228 amino acids)
Molecular function (GO): lipid binding
Source: RefSeq, a predicted model, not a curated record